Molecule: messenger RNA, 5000 nt
Organism: Dromiciops gliroides (monito del monte)
Lineage: Eukaryota; Metazoa; Chordata; Mammalia; Microbiotheria; Microbiotheriidae
Gene: EMCN
Product: endomucin
Exons: 14
Coding region: 107-970 (287 amino acids)
Source: RefSeq, a predicted model, not a curated record
CGCAUUCUGCACACCUUUUCCAUUUGCUAAUUAAGCCCUGCCUCUCUGGGACAGAAGACUCCCUAGCUGGCCGGGCAGGGGCAUCGGACCGAGACCCGGGACCGCCAUGAAGCUGCUCCGAGGGGCCUUCCUCUUCCUUUCUAUAUGCAUCCUCUGCUACAGUGAAGAAAGCAAGGAUCCUACAACGAACACACCAGUGACUAAGCCAAUGACUACACAAUCCCAAUCCACAGUUCUCACAACUCCAGCUCCAUUUCCAGAGAAAAAUGAGACUGUUCAAACUUCAUUGAAUACUCAGGAAAAGCCAAACACCACAGUUGCAACAUUCACUUCAACAGUAGGACCAUCAUUAUCAUCAAGCUUAAUAUCCUCCACAGACAAUGGAACACUCAAAGAACAAUCAUCAACGCCUAUGGUUUCUACAAAGUCUCCAUCUGGCUCAGCAGUGACAAAGACAGAAAAAGGAACCCCCCAAAGCAAGAGCCCAACUGAUGCUUGCAGCACUGCAAACCCACAAGAUCAUCAAUUUCAGAGUAAUGUGUCAGCUACACAAAGCAGCCAGAAGAGCAAUCACACUUUGACACCAACAAAAAAGCCAGAAAAUACUCUGGGAAUGAUUACCACACCCCACAUCAGGGACCAGGGAAGCACCAAAGACUAUGGUAACACAAGCUCCCUUCAGACCAACUCCUCUUAUUCCAGUGUGAUUUUGCCAGUCGUUAUUGCUCUGAUAGCAAUAACACUGUCAGUAUUCACUCUGGUGGGACUGUACCGAAUGUGCUGGAAGACAGACCCAGGUACAACAGACAAUGGAACUGACCAGCCCCAAUCAGAUAAAGAAAGUGUUAAACUUCUCACUGUCAAGACAAUAUCUCCUGAGACCAAUGAAGAAACUGAGGCCCAGGAAAUUAAACAACUUGCCCAAGGUCAUACAGGUGAACAGUCUGCUCAAGGAAAAAAUAAAAACUGACAAGCUGAUGAGUCCUCUCUACACCUGGGCCAAUAACAAUGUAUGAAAAAACACACUACUGUAUGUGACAGGAGUUUCCCUUGAAGAGCAAGUUUCAGCUGAAGAUUAUAAGGAUUGCCAUAUCACAGGCUGAUGGACCAACUAGCAACAUUCCCUCUCUAUCUCUUUUCAACUUUAACAUAUUUACAAUUUUCAGCCUUGGAGACAUUUGUUAUCUCAGUGGCUUUUUGUUACCUGGUGUUCAUAUUUAUUUUUUUCUUUAUAUGUUAAAGCAGAACCUUUGCAAAUCUGUUUAAGAUAUACCAUUGUUCCUUUGUACAUACAAGUGUUUUAUUCAAUUUUUUCAUAUACCUGAAAUAUAUUUUUCACAUACCAGAAGCAUGUAUAUAUCCUUUUAUAGUGCUUUAAUAAAUAAUGACUUUCUCAAAAUGCUUAAAGUCAAUGUGAAUGUGGAGAUGGCAAUAGUGUAUUUUCUCCACAAAUAUGUGUAUUUUCCUAUUGAUACCUUGAUAUCAUUAUUCACCUAGGGACCAUCAGUAGUGGAGCUCAGUCAUGAAAACUAUAUAAGAAAUAAGAAAGAGCAAAAGAAUCAAGGACAAAGCCAAUUAAUUGUACACUUACCAUGUCAACAUGAAAGCCUUUUGUUUUUAAUUCCUACUCUGUGACCAGGAUUCUAUAUUCAUCAAAGACAUAAGAGCAUAUUUGUCAUUAAUUGCCUCAUUCUAUGUACAUAUUUAACUCUUAGAAAUUUAGGAAAUACUUCCAAUGACCACUGAUGAAUUUUCCUGAUUCUAGAAAAUGGGUAUUUUAUAAGUGCAAAAUUAAGUUAUCACCUGCCAGUGUACUACAUUCUUAGAAAUACAAUGCACUGUUAGAUAGCAGCCCAUUGGGAACAAAAUCAUCUCUUGAGAGCUGCCUGCUCAACUCUGAUUCCAGUGUGCUAUUUUCCCUUGGUGCACAGGCAUUCCAAAAAGAAAAUCAGAAGAGGCUUUAUGAGACACUCAGGCACUAAUGAGCAUGCCAUAGCUAAUACUUUAAAUUUUGUGAUUACCUAAAUUGAUUUGUAUGCUUACUUAUCUGAGGGACCCAAGGUCAGUAUAUAUUAUGUAAACUAGUAUAUUUUUUUAAUGUUUAUUUUGUCUUCUCCCUUGAUGGCAGUGCAUUUGAAGAGAUUUACUUCUCAGAGUUUCAAUAAAUGAUCAUAUUUUUUCUAGCUUCCUAAUGAUGGAAAAGUUUCCAAUACAAGUUCAAAGAGUCACCACAACCCCACCAUUGAUAUUUCUCUCCUCAUUUACUUAGAGAGGGGAGAAAAAGAAGAGGGUGAUCAUAGGAUCAUAUAUUCUAGCUCAAAGAAACCUUAGAGGUCAUCUGGUCCAACUCCCUCAUUAUAUAAAUGAGGUGAGUCCCAGAAAAGUUAAGUGAUUUGCUCAAACUCACACAGAUACCAUCUGUGGCAGAAUGUAAGCCUAAGUCUUCCUGACUCCAAGCCCAUUAUACCACACAGCCUCUCUGAGGUUGGCAAAAGGGAUGUGGGAUAUAGGUAAAUGAAGGAAGGAAGGAAGAAUUCUCCCCUGAAAACACAAUCUUCAAGAUACUGCAUUGAAUCUAACCCUAAGGGACAGCUAGGUGGCGCCGUGGAUAAAGCACCAGCUCUGGAUUCAGGAGUACCUGAGUUCAAAUCCAGCCUCACACUUGGCACUUACUAUAGCUGUGUGACCCUGGGCAAGUCACUUAACCCCCAUGCCCUCCCCCCCCCAAAAGAAUCUAACCCUAAUGGCCUUGCGAGGUUGAUGCAGUACAGUGAAAAAAGCCAAUGCCUCCACGAAUGGCAGGAAAUAUCAUUCUGACCUCUUCUGUGGUUAUGAUCCUCCUUGACUUGAAAUUUGAAGCAAAGGAAGGAAGCUUCUCUUUUGCUUAAGUAAUAUGCUCAGUAGUCUAUGGUAUCCUCCAGCCGGUUAUCUCCCCUACCCAACAAGACACAAUGGUGGCUGGAGGGGAGUUUAUAACAGACAAUUGUUCCUUUUAGAGAUCCUCCUGAGCUCUCCAAAUCAAGUUCAGUGUGGACUAAGAGAUGUCAUCAUUAAGCAAAAGCUCUUUUUAAAAGGAAUUUUUAAAGGGGCUCUAUGAUCAGAGUCUUUGAAAAGGCAAAUGGCUAUAAUGAGGGCUGAUGAUCAACAUGGGUAGAAUUGUGCACAAAUAUUCAAGAAUCAUCUAAUGACGGAUGACUUUAACUAAGAUCAUGGGAUCAUAGGUCUAGAGCUGGAAGUCCUAGAAUCCAUUAGAUUGUAAGCUCCUUGAGGGCAGGGACUGUCUUUUCCCUUUCUUUGUAUCCCCAGUACUUAGCACAGUGCCUGGCACAUAGUAGGCCCUAAAUGCUUGCUGACAAAGCUGUAAGAGGCCUUUUAGAAGCCUUGUAUUCCAACUCCCUCAUUUUACAAAUCAGGAAACUGAGUCUUAGGGAAGUUAAGUGAUUUACCCAAAGUCUCACAUUGGAUUGUAAAUUGGGUCCUAUGACUCCAGUUUCAGUAUUUCUCCCUUUGUACCAUGCUGCUUAAUCUGCUCCCUAAGUAGUUGCCAGUUCUGUAGUUAGGUAGAUGAUAAUCAAAGUUUCCCAAUUAUCUAGUUUGCAAUAUCUCUUUUUCUCUGACCUAGAGCAUGCUUUUCAUUUAUAAACAAGUUCAAGUGUCAUCCAGAGGAAGAAAUGCUGUAUUCUUCUAAGAAUUAGAUCAAAGGCAAGGGUUCUACUGCUUUUAUUCUGCAUGGCCAAAUGAAUAGAAUUUAAAUUUCUCAAUAGUCAAAACAUAAACAAAAGCUAAUUAGCUGGCACUAUUGUCAUCUGAGAAUAAGUGGAUGUUGUUGGCUGACAAACAGGAUAUAAUUAGCUAGUGGAGAGAGAUUUCCAAAUCCCCAUCACUCUGCUGAAAUGUUAUGCCACAUAUGGCAAACAACUGUCUGAGCUGUUCCCAGUCCCUAGGCCACAUCCAAUUUCCAUGGGGUCAGCAAAGGCCAUAGUGAGAAAUAUUGACAUUGAGCACUCUAACUUGGGUCUGUUUCUUCCCAUUAGACUCAAAUACUCAAAUGGAUUUGUGAUCUCAUCAAUUCCAGUGCUUUCUCCAACAAUGCAAUAUGUCCUUCCUAUUGAGAGAAAUAAACAUGGGUUAGACUCCCUGAGGUCAUUUGAAACUUCUAUCAUCCAGAGCUUUAGGUAUAACUUGGGCAUGUCUUGGCCAUAUUGUGUUUUGAUUGAUCAUAUUCUCCCUACCAUAAAUGUGUUCAUCAUUACUUGCUAUUACAGCUAGUAAUCAUCAUGAUUAAUUAAAUAAUAAGCACCCAGUAGCAAGAAUAUUCUGGGCUUUUGGAUUCUGCUCUUAGUCUCCUGCUCCCAGAGGGGAUGGGACCAUAAGCAGAUCUGUCCUUCAAAGGGGAAAAUGACCUGAUCAUACCAGAAAGCCCCGUCCUUUUUUUUGGUUGGGGAUCAUUCUAAAGGAAAAGCUCAAUGUAAAUAUGAGCAGCCUUACAACCCCUCAUUGCCAUUAAUCCCAGGAACAUCAUCUAAGAGUCACUGAAGACACCAAGAAAUGUUGGCAUGAAGAGUUUAUAUUCAUUUAAGUUCAUAUACCAAUACUUCAUCACAGCAUAAUAACUGAAUACUGGACUUGGAGUCAGGUAGACCUGGGUUCAAAUUCAAGGACUUUGAAUGAUUUAAAAUCCAAUGUGGGGGCAGCUAGGUGGCGCAGUGGAUAGAGCACCGGCCCUGGAGUCAGGAGUACCUGAGUUCAAAUCCGGCCUCAGACACUUAACACUUACUAGCUGUGUGACCCUGGGCAAGUCACUUAACCCCAAUUGCCUCACUAAAAACAUAAAAUAAAAUAAAAUCCAAUGUGAAUGUCAGUUAUUAAUUAUAUUAAGGCAGCAAGUGCAAAGGAUAUGUUCUGGCCAUAUGCUAUCAGGAUGGAAAAUCCUUGGGUGGGCAAUGCCCACAGCUGAUGAUGAGCCUUUCCAAAUUAAGUUGUACAGACAACUCUCCAUC